AGGUUUUUGGAAUUAUCCCUAAAGGUCAAGGUAUUUGAACUUCUGAAGGCCUGGCAGAAUCUCAGCAUUUCUCAGUGGAACCUAUUAAGAAGAAGGAAGAGAGCAACAUGAAGAUGACGAGAAGGCAGCUAAGAGUCAAUCUCAGCCCAGUUGGUUUAUACACUAUUGGACAGACCUGCUGCCUUAACUCUGUGAUUCAAUUGUUGAUUAUGAAUGUUGGUUUCACCAAGAUAUUGAAGAGGAUAACAGUGCCGAGGGGAGUGGAAGAGCAAAGGAAAAAUUUCCCCUUCCAGCUGCUUUUGCUGAUGGAGAAGAUGCAGAAUAGUCGGCAGAAAGCAGUGCCACCCAUGGAACUUGUCUACUGUCUUCAGAAGUACUAUGUACCACUGUUUGUCCAACAUGAUGCUGCUCAACUUUAUCUCACAAUUUGGAACUUAAUUAAAGACCAAAUCAUGGAUGUAGACUUGGUAGAAAGGUUACAGGUCCUAUAUACAAUCCGAAUGAAGGAGUCUCUGGUUUGCCUUGAGUGUGCCAUGGAGAAUAGCAGAGACAGUAGUAUGUUGACUCUCCCUCUUUCUCUUUUAGACAUGGAUUCAAAACCCCUGAAAACACUGGAAGAGGCCCUUCACUAUUUCUUCCAUCCCAGGGAGUUAUCAAGUCAAAAUAAGUGCUUCUGUAAUGCUUGUGGGAAGAAAACCUUUGGGAAACAGGUCUUCAAGUUGACCCAUUUGCCCCAAACUUUGACAAUUCAUCUUAUGCGGUUCUCCAUCAAGAAUAUGAAGACAGAAAAAAAUUGUCAAUCACUGAAUUUCCCACAGAGCUUGGAUUUAAAUCAGGUCCUCCUGGUUGAACCGGGCCUCUGCAAUGCUGAGGAACAUGUUGGAGGACAAUAUGAACUGUUUGCUGUAAUUGCCCAUAUGGGAAUGGCUAAUUUUGGUCAUUACUGUGCCUAUAUCCGAAAUCCUGAGGAUGGAAACUGGUUCUGUUUCAAUGAUUCCAAUGUUUGUUGGGUUUCCUGGGAAGACAUCCGCUGCACUUUUGGAAAUCAUAGCUACCGCUGGAGAGAAACUGCAUACCUUCUGGUUUACAUGAAGACUGAAACCUAACGGAUGCACCAUAAACUUUAAGAGGUCA
Molecule: messenger RNA, 1134 nt
Organism: Suncus etruscus (white-toothed pygmy shrew)
Lineage: Eukaryota; Metazoa; Chordata; Mammalia; Eulipotyphla; Soricidae
Gene: USP18
Product: ubiquitin specific peptidase 18
Exons: 10
Coding region: 108-1106 (332 amino acids)
Biological process (GO): protein deubiquitination
Cellular component (GO): cytosol; nucleus
Molecular function (GO): cysteine-type deubiquitinase activity; cysteine-type endopeptidase activity
Source: RefSeq, a predicted model, not a curated record